AUGCAGAAAACGAAACGAAGAAAAGGUCGUGUCUGGGUUAAACCAUGGAUUGGUCGUCGACCUACUUUGGGUGCUUCUGCAAAACUUUUACCAGAACUCGCAGCAGAAGAUUCUGCAAGCUAUAAAAACCAUUUACGAAUGACUAAGCAAAAUUUUGAUAUUCUUCUGGAUUGUGUGACGCAACGUAUUAUAAAAAUGAAUACCCACAUGAGAGAUGCGUUAACACCACAAUUAAAAUUGGAAGUAACAUUAAGAUAUCUCGCAACAGGAGAUUCUUUCGCUUCAUUGCAAUAUUUGUAUCGUGUCCCAAAAUGCACAAUUUCAAAUUUUAUCUCUGAAGUUUGCCAAGCCAUUUAUGAUGCGUUAAAAGACAUUAAGGUGACAAGCUCUGAACAAAAAUGGAAGCAUAUUAUUCAAGGAUUUUCCACACGGUGGAAUUUUCCAAAUUGUGCUGGAGCUUUAGAUGGAAAGCAUAUUAUAUUACGAAGUCCUUUCCAUUCAGACUCAGAAUUUUACAACUACAAGGGAACGUUCAGUAUUUUACUCCUUACUUUGUAA
Onthophagus taurus is the source of this 558-nucleotide messenger RNA. The record is from RefSeq and is a predicted model, not a curated record. NCBI's taxonomy places the organism in Eukaryota, Metazoa, Arthropoda, Insecta, Coleoptera, Scarabaeidae.